AGUGAAAACUACCAAUAUUAUAUAAGUGCGAAUGCCUUCCACCCUCUUGGUGAGAGUUUUAUAUACAUCAACAACCAAUAGAGUAUUAUAACUUACAGUCAACAAUAAUAUAUAAUUCUCAAUCAUCAACUACCAAUCUAGGUACCUUUUAUUGUAUACCAUAAUUAAUACAAUACAUAAUAUACAUCACAUCACAUCACAUCAAAAUGCGCGGCUUCAUCUCAACCAUCACCACUCUCCUACCUUUGGCAGCUGCGGCGCCAUUGGAACUCAACAACCGCGACAGCAAUCCCGGUUGCCAAGAAGCCUCUUUCGGCAACUUUGAAUGGACGAUUGAAAACUUCGACUAUCAUGCAUCUUACAUUUUCAGUACCCCCGCCCAUCAAAACUCGUGGGGUUAUGUAAAUUUCAACCUAACAAACCCGGCUCUCGAGUACCAGGCUAUUUGCAGUGCCACUAGCAACCAGCUCUCCGACUUCUUCUACGGCACAAUGGCGUACACCUGCACUGUUCCGGAGGGGUACACUACAAAGACUACUUUCGACUUCAGCCGCCCUAGUGGCAAGUUGAACGUCAACCAGACCUGGAGCUGCAGCGACACCGAUCCGACAUACCCUACUACCAUUAAUGCGUAUGGUACUGUCGAUCUAGAUCUCUCCUGCACAGAUGAGACAUGGACCAACCCUAACUGGACGAUCGGCAACAUCUACACGGCUCGUACAGUCCAGUGCGAGCCGGUAACGUUACCACUAAAGCCCUACGAAAUGACUGCUGUCGCAUAAGGCGUUCUCUAAAAGUUUUUGGGUAUUUUAUUUAACUACGGAUUACGAGGAACAGAAAGCGGGUUUAGGGAAGGGGGCUACCAUCACGACAUUAUGAUAUAUUGACUGAUCAUAGACACACAUAGGCAUCGAGCCAUCGAUAUAGAAAUUAAUAAUAAUAAAAGUCAAUCACAUGAUCACUACUAC
This is a messenger RNA of Daldinia decipiens, 968 nucleotides long. RefSeq lists its product as uncharacterized. The transcript is spliced from 2 exons. The coding region runs from base 207 to 782 and encodes 191 amino acids. NCBI's taxonomy places the organism in Eukaryota, Fungi, Ascomycota, Sordariomycetes, Xylariales, Hypoxylaceae. The record is from RefSeq and is a predicted model, not a curated record.